AUGAUCAUGUCAGCAACAAUUAAUCCUCAUCCUUCAACGUUGCAGCGAAACGUCACUCUUGUGUUCUCGAACGUAAUGGUAAGCUUUUCCUAAACAAGAAACUUCCUAGGUUAUCUAAUUAUUCGGAUACCUGGAUAUCUACGAGAUAGUGACUGACAAUACGUACUGACAUGGCCAUUAAUUAAAUAAAUCCUUAAGCCAAUACAUUUUUUUUGCUCUGGACUUACCCUAACAAAUUCUUAGGCUCGUAUGAAUCAACAAAACCCCUUUUGUUGGAACUUCAUCACAUUAACCUCUUCAGUCUUAGAGGAAUAUCCAGUAUUUUAAAACCUGAUGCCACUUUUUGACGAGCUAAACUGAGAUGUACUGAAAAUCAUAACAAGAUUCGUUUCAUUUUCGAUUUUAGAAGGCAACAAGGAAAAGAGAGUGUGUAUUUUGGAACUUUAUGGAAGACAGGUAA
This is a messenger RNA of Porites lobata, 460 nucleotides long. The record is from the annotation of a GenBank genome assembly. Lineage: Eukaryota; Metazoa; Cnidaria; Anthozoa; Scleractinia; Poritidae.